Messenger RNA from Topomyia yanbarensis, 838 nucleotides. It is a transcript of the gene RpS7, whose product is annotated as small ribosomal subunit protein eS7. Gene Ontology annotation, molecular function: structural constituent of ribosome. The transcript is spliced from 4 exons. The record is from RefSeq and is a predicted model, not a curated record. The coding region runs from base 113 to 691 and encodes 192 amino acids. Gene Ontology annotation, cellular component: cytosolic small ribosomal subunit; ribosome; 90S preribosome. Gene Ontology annotation, biological process: ribosomal small subunit biogenesis; rRNA processing; translation. NCBI's taxonomy places the organism in Eukaryota, Metazoa, Arthropoda, Insecta, Diptera, Culicidae.
GCUGGUUGUCAAACGACACGGCUGUCAAACUUUUCUCCUUUCUCGCUCUUUUUCCGGGCAUCUUUGAUGUACGAGUGAACACAUUUCACUGUGAACGAAGAAUAAUUUCGCUAUGGUUUUCGGAUCAAAGGUUCAAAAAUCCGGCGGUGCCGAACCGGAUGCGUUCGAGAAUCAAAUCGGACAGGCUAUUCUGGAGCUGGAGAUGAAUUCGGACCUGAAGCCACAAUUGCGUGAUCUGCAUAUCACUCGCGCUCGUGAGAUCGAGUUCAACAACAAAAAGGCAAUCGUCAUCUACGUUCCAGUGCCUAAGCUGAAAGCCUUCCAGAAGGUUCAGAUUCGACUGGUUCGUGAACUGGAGAAGAAGUUCUCCGGCAAGCAUGUCGUGUUCAUUGGAGAGCGUCGUAUUCUGCCCAAGCCCCAGCGGGGUCGCCGUGAUCCCAACAAGCAGAAGCGUCCACGAUCGAGAACCCUUACCGCGGUUUACGACGCUAUUCUGGAGGAUUUGGUCUUCCCGGCUGAGGUUGUAGGUAAGCGAAUCCGCGUGAAACUGGACGGAUCUCAGCUGAUUAAGGUGCACCUGGACAAGAACCAGCAGACCACCAUCGAACACAAGGUCGACACUUUCACGCCGGUUUACAAGAAAUUGACCGGACGGGAUGUUACAUUUGAAUUCCCGGAACCCUACCUGUAAACUAUUAUUAACAAUAGUUUCUAAACCUUGAAUAAGAGAGCGCGCGAAAUACGAUGUUUGGGCUAGCAGGAAGUGUGUUGAACAGCAUCCUCUGUUGCAAAUAAAAACUCAGAAAAGCCAAGAUCGCAGGUGUAUAAAAAUUUGAAA